UAUGUGGGAUCACACAUGUGGGAUCUUUGGAACAGAGUCCUUCAAGAAUUUAAUGCUAAUGUGAUAAUGAACCCUCCUAAGGAACAUGUUUGCAAUUGCCUGUUGGACACAGCUGAUAACGGUAUCCGUGCAUCCGUGAAAUGGGUUGCUGAGCACUACAAGUCUGGUACUCCCAUAACCCUUCUGAACCGACCAAUCCCUAAGCUCACUGAUGCUGACACUUGGCAGGUCUGGAAGGAGCGUCUGCUGCACUACUACAACACCGAAUCCCUCCACGAUGCUGCUAAGUACAUCUACUGCGCUACGAAAGAUUUCUAAAUAUCUCAUCGCAAUUUUAAGAAAUUUUAAUUACAUGUAAAACUACUUUUAGUCUACUGCACAAUUCUGAGAAGUUUUGAUCAUCGAAUUAAUUGUUAUGUGAAAUAGCGAAAAAUUUCAAAUAAAAAUAAAAAUUGAAAAUGCAAAUGCGCUAAUUUGUUCCUUUGUUUAACCAAAAGGUAAAUAUGUUUGAUAAUACGCAGAUGGGCCAAGGUCAGUAGUUAUACAAAAAGAGACAUUAGAUAAAUAUCCAAUCUUCAAAAGUUAUACAGAAGUAAAAAUCUUCUAAAGAGCAUU
Molecule: messenger RNA, 615 nt
Organism: Anneissia japonica
Lineage: Eukaryota; Metazoa; Echinodermata; Crinoidea; Comatulida; Comatulidae
Exons: 2
Coding region: 16-318 (100 amino acids)
Source: RefSeq, a predicted model, not a curated record